AUAUGUCAUAUGCAUGAAAAAAGUAGAUUAGCUGCAUAUAAAACAUAUAAAAGACCCUUGUAACCUUGUACAUGGCACAUACAUACGACAGUAGAGAUUCUGUGCAACUUGCCUUUGAUUUUGACUGGAAAUGGCAUUACUUAACAAUUUCAUUUGUGCUGUUGUGACACUACUGACUUUUACCACAACUUUCACCAAUGGCCAGUACGAGACACCUAAUCAUAUAUGUGGUGGGUGGUUCAAGUCCGUCACAGGCUCCAUCCAAUUCAAGUACAACGAAACGACCACGGACACUGAACAUGUUUGCGCAUGGACUGUAAGUGGAUCACUCGCUUCACAAUAUUCUCGCUAUGACAUCACCAUCCAACAACUCAACGGCUAUGCCUGUGACGCUAGUACCACAAGGGUCGCUGUGAGCCACUUCAGUCUGUGGGCGCAAGACGUCACCGCAGUGGAAACGUGGAAUUGUGGAGGUCCUCAACAAUGGCGAGCCGUGCCAGGAACGGUUUUCAUUAUUGUGUGGAAAACAACUUUACUGAAAAAUAUGUCAGGUUUUCAAGUGAAUUGGGCCCCGAGCGGUGACAGGUUGGACCACAUGGGAGUUCGGACAACAGCUUAUUCUUGGGGCAAGCCCAGCGUUGACCCACUGCCGUAUUAUGCCUCUGGGUUUUUCACCGAAGAAGUAGCCACUCACGUCUUUCCAAAAGGAAACAAUACAAAAGGCUAUGAACUUGAGAUAGAGUUUCAAACGCUGCGACUGGAUCAGUGUGGCGAUGAAGAACUUGAUUCGGGCCCAUGCUUCGGAAAAAAUAACUCUACCCUUUUGGUCUGCACUAUUGAAGAAGAUGGAAAGUUAAAGCUUGGCGCAAGAUUCUAUGAGGAACAACUGCCAGAAGAUGCUCCCGUUAUAUCGAGUCCGUGGGGAUUGGUAAUUUUGGUGUGGUCCGGAGACUUUUAUAGAGCCGGGGGACGAUUUCAAAUGGUUUAUAGGUCGGUCCGGAUAUAAAAUAUAUUCUCAACUCGUCAAAGUUAAAAUUUUACAAAAAUUAAUAAACGUGUAUUUGUAUAAUGUAGCAGCAUAGUACAGCUAGCUAUAUAAUAAGUC
This is a messenger RNA of Folsomia candida, 1105 nucleotides long. RefSeq lists its product as uncharacterized. The coding region runs from base 131 to 1006 and encodes 291 amino acids. The record is from RefSeq and is a predicted model, not a curated record. Lineage: Eukaryota; Metazoa; Arthropoda; Collembola; Entomobryomorpha; Isotomidae. The transcript has 5 exons.